Verruconis gallopava is the source of this 1299-nucleotide messenger RNA. RefSeq lists its product as uncharacterized. The record is from RefSeq and is a predicted model, not a curated record. Lineage: Eukaryota; Fungi; Ascomycota; Dothideomycetes; Venturiales; Sympoventuriaceae. The transcript is spliced from 3 exons. Gene Ontology annotation, molecular function: 2 iron, 2 sulfur cluster binding. Bases 1 to 1299 code for a protein of 432 amino acids.
AUGGAUGUUACUGAUAUUAAUUUGGGCGUUGCCACUGUGUUGACCUUGUCUUUUAUUACGAUUCCAGUUUUAUGGGUGUUUAGUCAACGAAGGGCUUCGCCAGUAUCAAAUCAGACUCUAGUGCCAGACACUUCCGUUCCGAAGGACAUUGGCCUUGAUCUGACAGUAGCUAAAGUCAACGACGCGCCGGAUGGGUGGUUUACAGAUGACGGCACUUUUGAACUAGAACGGCGAGCCAUAUUCAGUCAAACCUGGCUCUGCAUCACCCACUUGAGCCACUUUCAAAAGCCGGGAGACUACUUAUCAUUCACGAUUGCAGAUUUUCCAUUCUUUCUCAUUCUCGGAAAGGACAGAAUAUUACGCGGUUUCCACAAUGUGUGUCGACAUCGUGCAUACAACGUUACCAGAAAAGUCAUGGGCUCAUCGCUUGUUCUCGGAUGCAAAUACCAUGGUUGGAGUUACGACACCAAAGGAAACCUUACGAAAGCCCCCCAGUUCGACCAGGUCCCAGGCUUCAAGAAAGAAGACAAUGGCUUAUUCCAGAUUUGGGUUCGCACGGAUCCGAACGGGUUCGUGUUCAUCAAUUUCGAUGCAGACUGGGACGUCUUCGAUCCACCAACGCAAGGCCUAAACGCAUUCGCGUUGCAUUCAAACGCUUCCAAGUCUUCUUCAUAUCUCGCUUUCUGGCAAAAGGAGGCGAACUUUAACUGGAAGCAAGUGAAUGCUCUGCUGGAGCACUCCGGAGUGCCGCAAUUGGACACAAGUUCGAAUUCGUUCUUGGACAGCUUGAAGAGAAUUUCUCAUUCAGUACCUAAGCAAAGCAGGAUAUACUUUCCAAGCCCAGUCUCUGCGCUUACGACUGUCGGAGGAGCACCACUGUGGCACAUGACAGUUGUCGAGCCAAUAUCCGCUACGCGAAGCUCAAUUCGACGAACACUUUACAUGUCUACACAUAGAGAUACCAUAAAUGGAAUGGAAAGUCUCAUAUCAAACCUAGAGAGCGAAUUUGAAGCCCUGGUCAAGGCUCUUGAAGUCGAAUACCAGGAGAUCAAAGCGAUAGGCGGGAGCAGAUCGUUAAGCCGGAGCCAGGAGGAGUUGCACUCUGUGAUUCGAGAGCAUGUUCGCAAGGAGCGUGCAGCAGGCAAAAAAAUUACGCCAGCACUACCGUUGCAGAUCUCCGGUCAAGUCAAUGGGAGUAAUUGCGGCAUCGCGGAGAAACUGUGUCGCGAAUUAGAUGGCCUUGCAAACUCUAUAGCCUUUUCCAAUCCUGUUUCGACGUCCAAAAGCUUAGAUUGGUGA